AUGUCAAAUAUAAAACAACACACUAAAGAAAUAGAAAUAAAGCUAUGGUCAUUAGAUGAUUCUCCACAAACUUCAACAACAAAGAACGAAACAAUUAAUGGAUUAAGAAAAUCUACUAAAAAUUGGGAUGAAGAUACAAGACGAAAAAAAUUCGAAAAAGUACAAGAUCUAUCACUUGUAAGUCGAUCCAAUGUUAGUAAUGACGAGCAUAGUUUAAAAAAUGUGAAACUUCAACACGACCUUUGGAAUCAUAUUCAAGAAAAAAUCUCCGAAGGUAUUAAAGAUGAAAAAGAUAAAAAAGAAUGGGAUCCUAUUGUCGAUUUGUUACGUAAACUUCGAGAAGGUGUCUAUGCUACUCAUUGGAGCUAUAGUGAUUACUCAUUUGCAAUAAAAGUUUUUGAGUUAUCUGCGGAUUGUUGUGUCAAAGCUGAAAGAUAUGAAGAACUUUCAAAGAGCUUAAUUGGACUGUUGGAUCAUUUAUACACUAAAAUAUCUACUACUUGCAGUCAACGUCAAUCUUAUUAUGUUGUGUUGAGUAUUUUAUAUCAUUCGUGCUAUUUACAAAAUUUAAAAUUAGCAUGGCGACACGUUCAUUAUCUUGAUUUAAAUACACAUGAAGGGAACUUUGGAAAACACCUACUUAAAUCGAUCUCACAGGAAAAUCCAAUUCACUAUUUUCGUUUAUACCAUUAUAAUCCUUAUUGGACAUUUAAGGUUCUUAUGAAUAAUUACAAUGAUGUGAUGCGACGAAAAGCUAUUAACACCUUAAGGAAAGCUUAUUUAUCGACGUCGAUUUCUUGGAUUGGACAAUGGAUAGGCAUUUAUCAUGAUAAUAAUAUUGUUUUAAAAGAAAUGGAUAGACUUGUAAAACCUAGUUGUAUUCUCUCAGUUGAUUAUGAACGACAAUUGGUUUAUUUUAAUAGAAAAAAGGUAGCAGAUCGGGAAAAAGUUAUCCCUAAUUAG
Molecule: messenger RNA, 963 nt
Organism: Cokeromyces recurvatus
Lineage: Eukaryota; Fungi; Mucoromycota; Mucoromycetes; Mucorales; Mucoraceae
Exons: 7
Coding region: 1-963 (320 amino acids)
Source: RefSeq, a predicted model, not a curated record